Hipposideros armiger (great roundleaf bat) is the source of this 572-nucleotide messenger RNA. RefSeq names its product ribosomal protein S13 (gene RPS13). Gene Ontology annotation, molecular function: structural constituent of ribosome; small ribosomal subunit rRNA binding. Lineage: Eukaryota; Metazoa; Chordata; Mammalia; Chiroptera; Hipposideridae. The transcript is spliced from 6 exons. Gene Ontology annotation, cellular component: ribosome; cytosolic small ribosomal subunit; nucleolus. Gene Ontology annotation, biological process: translation. The record is from RefSeq and is a predicted model, not a curated record. The coding region runs from base 72 to 527 and encodes 151 amino acids.
UCCUGAGUGCUGGGUGGCUUCCGGAAGUUCUUACAACCCUCGCUCUUUUUCGUUGCUUGACCACCGCCAUCAUGGGUCGCAUGCAUGCUCCCGGGAAGGGCCUGUCCCAGUCGGCUCUGCCGUACCGCCGCAGCGUCCCCACCUGGCUGAAGCUGACAUCUGAUGAUGUGAAGGAGCAGAUCUACAAACUGGCUAAGAAGGGGCUGACUCCCUCACAGAUCGGUGUGAUCCUGAGAGACUCGCAUGGUGUUGCACAAGUACGUUUUGUGACAGGCAAUAAAAUCCUGAGAAUUCUUAAGUCCAAAGGACUUGCGCCUGAUCUUCCUGAGGAUCUCUACCAUUUAAUUAAGAAAGCUGUUGCCGUUCGAAAGCAUCUUGAGAGAAAUAGAAAGGAUAAGGAUGCUAAAUUCCGUCUGAUUCUGAUCGAGAGCCGUAUUCACCGGUUGGCUCGAUAUUAUAAGACCAAACGAGUCCUCCCCCCCAAUUGGAAAUACGAGUCAUCCACGGCCUCUGCCCUGGUCGCAUAAAUUUGUCUAUGUACUCAAGGAAUAAAAUCAUUGUUUAACUAGAAA